AUGACUACUAAACGACUUCUAGAUGUUGCAAAAGAAAGCCCCCCGAAACAUGUGGUAAAGAAUUUAAAUUUUAUAGAAAACGACUCCAACAACCCUUUUAUUGCAUCUGGAAUAACAGAUGAGAACAACUUGAAUUGGCUUUUUACAACACCCGGCGGGAAUGAUUCAAAUAAAUCCUAUUAUCCCGGUUCAGAUGAACCAGAUGAUGAUACUUUUAUUGAGAUAAAAAAGAAGAGAAAUAAUUAUACCUAUGACUGGUUUACUGGACCCGGUGUUAUGAAAUCUUCAUUAAGUGAGGGUGCAAAAAAGUGGAUUAUCAACACAGACGUUUCGAAUUUAUUAUUAGAAUAUCGUGAUAUGUCAGUUCAACGAGCUUCUGAGAAUAAGAUUGAAGAAGUUGCUGAAAUACUGUAA
Messenger RNA from Acaulospora colombiana, 414 nucleotides. The record is from the annotation of a GenBank genome assembly. NCBI's taxonomy places the organism in Eukaryota, Fungi, Glomeromycota, Glomeromycetes, Diversisporales, Acaulosporaceae.